This is a messenger RNA of Babjeviella inositovora NRRL Y-12698, 392 nucleotides long. RefSeq lists its product as uncharacterized. Lineage: Eukaryota; Fungi; Ascomycota; Pichiomycetes; Serinales. The record is from RefSeq and is a predicted model, not a curated record. The transcript has a single exon. The annotation marks the transcript as partial.
AUUUCAGAAGCAACUCCGGUUCUCACGGUGGUAUCAUCGGUGGUGUGAAUCUCCUUGACUUUAAUAUUGGUUUUUUUAACCAAUCCACUCAAGUUUCCGUCCAGACAUGUACUGACAAUAAGCACAUGGCCGUGAUGAUUGCCCUUUACUUGAUUUGUCACAGUAUCGGACCCCCACUUGAUAACUCUAUUUCUGGUGCUAUUUGGACCCAGAAGUCGUACUCUGAGUUGCUAAAAACACUCGGUGAUACCAGAUUGGCCACUUGCGUGUACUCCUCUCUAAAAGUUUAUCAUUGAUUACGCUUGGGGCACCACCGAGAGAAUGGCUGUCAUGCCCGCCUACAGAUAUGUCCAAAAGCUUUUGAUUGCCGUCAAUUUAUGUGUUCCGGUUAA